CGAGCUCGCAUACCCCGCAGCGCGAGGCUCAGCACAGGCACGCACACGAUCCCUCACACACAGCCACCUACAGCCCUCCUGGUACAGCGAUACCCGUGUCUGUCGCCUUUGAAUUUACCCUAAAUAUGUCUACCAUCGUCUACUGUCAACCUGAUCAGGUUAUAAUACACGAUCAACACAGAAAAGGUUUGACCCUAUAGCCAACGGGAUCGCGAGGACUUGAUUACAGUCGAUCUAAGCCUGAGAGUUUGUUAGUGCGGCUAACCCCCCACUUCCCCCCUGCUCCGAGCCCCGCGGCGUACCUGGCAUCACCUCUGCCGCCCGCUCUACAGUGAAGGAAAGACCUGAGUGACAUCGUUCAGCUUCCCAGCACAAGUGUUUCUCCCUGAAUUACGUCAGUUCUGAUUAGGCUCAACUUUCCAAAAACUGCCAAAAUGAUUCCCAAUGGAUAUUUGAUCUUUGAGGAUGAGAGUUUCCUGGAUUCCACCGUUGCCAAGAUGAAUGCACUCAGGAAGAGUGGCCAGUUCUGCGAUGUUCGACUUCAGGUGUGUGGUCAUGAACUGAUGGCACACCGCGCAGUGCUGGCAUGCUGCAGCCCGUACCUGUUUGAGAUCUUUAACAGCGACCUGGAGCCUCACGGCAUCUCCCAUGUAAAAUUUGAAGAUCUGGACCCUGAGGCUGUGGAGGUCCUGCUUAACUACGCCUACACUGCCCAGUUGAAGGCAGAUAAGGAGUUGGUUAAGGAUGUCUACUCUGCAGCCAAAAGGCUCAAGAUGGAAAGAGUGAAGCAGAUUUGUGGAGACUACCUGCUCUCUAAGAUGGACUCCCAGAAUGCAAUUCUCUAUCGCAACUUUGCUAGCAGCAUGGGGGACGUCCGUCUUCUAGCAAAGAUUGACGCCUACAUUCAGGAGAAUCUUCUGGAAGUAUCGGAGCAGGACGACUUCCUCAAAUUGCCCCGCUUGAAGUUGGAGGUGAUGAUGGAGGAUCAUCUGACUCUGCCCAGUAAUGGAAAGUUGUACUCCAAGGUGAUCAGCUGGGUCCAGCGCAGCUUGUGGGAGAACGGAGAGCCACUGGAGAGAUUGAUGGAGGAGGUGCAAACGCUGUACUACUCGGCCGAUCACAAGCUGCUCGAUGGGGGCCUGCUUGAGGGCCAGGCUGAGGUGUUUGGCGCUGAGGAUGACCACAUUCAGUUUGUGCAGAAGAAGCCCCCGCGUGAGAAUAUUCACAGGCAGCUGAGCACCAGUUCCUCCGGAAGCCUCUCCCCCGGCUCGGUCAAGCAGCCCUGCAAGCAAGAGUGGAAGUACAUCGCCUCUGAGAAAACCAACAACAGUACGUACCUGUGCCUGGCGGUACUGAACGGCAUGCUGUGUGUGAUCUCCCUUCAUGGACGGAGCAGUCCCCAGGCCUCGCCAUCAGCCACUCCAUGCCUGCAGAAGAGCCUGAGCUUUGAGGCUCAGCCUGUGGAGGAAGAACCGGAACGGCUGCUGGCUCCCAUGCACUAUGCUCGCUCUGGCCUGGGUACUGCUGCCCUCAAUGGAAGACUCAUUGCUGCAGGCGGUUAUAACCGUGAGGAGUGCUUAAGGACUGUGGAAUGUUACGAUCUGAAGACUGACAGCUGGAGUUUUAUUGCCCCAAUGAGGACACCACGGGCUCGCUUUCAGAUGGCUGUGCUCAUGGGUCAACUCUAUGUAAUGGGUGGUUCCAAUGGCCAUUCGGAUGAGCUGAGCUGCGGGGAGACCUACAACCCAAACACGGAUGAGUGGACUCAAGUGCCAGAGUUGAGGACCAAUCGCUGCAAUGCAGGUGUCUGCUCUCUUAACAACAAGCUUUAUGUUGUUGGGGGAUCAGACCCUUGCGGGCAGAAGGGUCUGAAGAACUGUGACGCUUUUGAUCCUGUGACUAAGGAGUGGAGCAGCUGUGCCCCAUUAAACAUCAGGAGGCACCAGGCAGCCGUGUGCGAGUUGGAUGGCUUUAUGUACGUGAUUGGUGGAGCUGAAUCUUGGAACUGUCUGAACACUGUGGAACGCUACAAUCCUGAGAACAACACCUGGACCCUCACUGCCCCCAUGAACGUGGCACGCCGAGGGGCUGGUGUAGGCAUUUAUGCAGGGAAGCUGUUUGUGGUGGGUGGGUUUGACGGCUCCCACGCCUUGCGCUGCGUGGAGGUUUUCGACCCUGCCCGCAACGAGUGGAGGAUGCUGGGGAGCAUGAACUCGGCGCGUAGCAACGCGGGCGUGGCCGUGCUGGAUGACCUGAUCUUCGCCGUGGGCGGCUUUGAUGGCAACGACUUCCUCAACACCAUGGAAGCGUACGACCCCGAGCUGGACGAGUGGAGCGCCUGCACUGAGGCUUUCGCCAGCACCUAAACGCUGGCGGGAGCUUGAGCACAGGGGAGGUCGGGGGCGUGGGGCGGUUGGAGCAGCAGGGGAGGGUCAGAGUAACCUCUCUCUCAAACUAACAGGCUUAGUGAUGUAAUCGUGCUUCGUGAUGUGUGUAUGUGAGCGGGUUAGGGUGGGGCUCGGAGAUGGAGAUGGGAAAGGGGAGGGAAUGGCAGGGGUCUUCAGUGAAGACCGUCUCGUUACAGUGCAAGAGGGUGGGGCUUGGGAGGGUUUUGAGUUCUUCGGGGGUUGCAGAAAGCAACAUAAAGCUUUUGCAUAUUGCAUACAAUAUUUUUUGUUGUAAAUAUUACUGUGUUAUUUCUUUCGAUCUUUAUUUUUGCUUUAAUUGACAAAGAAUGCCAACUUUAAUUGCACACUGAGUGUACUUUUUUUGUUUGUUGUUUUUUGAGCUGAAAAGGUUUGGAUUUGUAGUGUUUGGGAUUUCCAGCAAGCAAAUUGAGUUAUUGGUUACCUUCAGUGGUACUGGUGACCCAGCAAGUUCUUGCACAAGCAUAAAUUAUCAGCAGGAUUAAUUGGUUGAAUUGAUAAAGGCGGUAAUUCAGUUGCAUUAUUUUUUUUUCUUUGCAUUUUGUAAUAUUAGCUCACAUAUUGAUGCUCUGUGGAUAUAUAAAAGCCUUAUUCAACAAAAGAUGAUCACUUACAUAGCUUUCCUUUUUAGCAUUACCCAUUCUGUGGGAUUGCUUUACCAAUCUUUGAUGAUGGCCUUUUUUAUAUUUUUGAUACACUGCUGAUUAACCUAUAGAUAGAUAGAUAGAUAGAUGAGCUAGAAGACGCACAUAAGUCUUGAGUUUUCAACUUUAAUCAGUGCCAGUUCAGUUACACAAGUGUGUUCUACAAAUGCGUACACACACUCUUACUUUGACCAUGUUUUCACAUUCCUGCUAACUAUAUUUUGUUACUGCAAUUUUGACUAACUCAUCAAAAAAUGUUUUUUUUUUUCUUAAUACCUUCUGUUUAAAUCUUUCUUGUGUUAAGAUUUUGAAAGGAAACUAGAUCUCCAAGGUUUUGUUUUCACAUUAGACUAAAUAGGGGGUGAAAUUCUGUAUCCCAUUUGUUACGAACCAAUAUUUCUUAACUAAUAAAUCAUUUCAACAUGUGAA
This is a messenger RNA of Astyanax mexicanus (Mexican tetra), 3499 nucleotides long. It is a transcript of the gene ivns1abpa, whose product is annotated as influenza virus NS1A binding protein a. The record is from RefSeq and is a predicted model, not a curated record. Gene Ontology annotation, molecular function: protein binding. Lineage: Eukaryota; Metazoa; Chordata; Actinopteri; Characiformes; Acestrorhamphidae. The transcript has 15 exons. The coding region runs from base 435 to 2366 and encodes 643 amino acids.